GGCGCAGAUAUCACUCAUUCGUCGCGGAACCUUUGCCGCCAUAACUUAUCGCUUCCAAUUUUGAAUGUCAAUUUAAUUUGGAAUAAAAUUAUAACGAUAAAAAUAUCUAUGAGCGUCUAUUGUCGUUUGAUUUUUCUCUGAAGUGUUUUGUGUUGUGUUUGGCUGGCGUUUUGUUUUGAAGUUGAUUUUGAUAAGUCAAAAUGGCGCCAUCUGUUAGCGUGGCGCAGUACUAUGCGGGCAAAAAUGUCUUCAUCACUGGUUCUACGGGAUUCAUGGGAAAAGUUCUUGUUGAAAAACUGCUGAGAUCCUGUCCAGAUAUUGGGAAUAUCUAUUUGCUAUUGCGACCAAAGAAAGGGCAAAACAGUAAAGAGCGGCUUGAUGACUUUAUUAAUAACAGGGUAUUCGACCGUCUCCACUCCGAGGCUCCACACCAGCUCUCCAAGCUCCGCCUAGUGGCUGGAGACAUCCUGCAGGCAGGGCUGGCGGCGUCGGCCGAAGACGUAGCCGAGCUGAUGAGGGAGACACACGUGCUGUUUCACUGCGCCGCGUGUGUUAGGUUCGACCAGAGUAUCCGAGACGCUGUAAGACUGAACACAGGGGGAACGCAGAAAAUAUUAUCCCUGGCUGAAAAAAUGGAGAAACUUGAGGUCUUCGUCCACGUGUCUACAGCCUACUGCCGCUGCGAGCUGGACACGCUAGAGGAACGUCUGUACGGGUCCAAGCACCAGCCGCGUCACGUCAUGGACACUGUCGAGUGGAUGGACGACGAGUUGUUGAGGCAUUUGGAGCCCAAAAUCAUCGACCCUCAGCCGAACACAUACGCUUACACAAAGUCGCUCACAGAAGAGUUGGUUUCACAGUACGCGGGCAAGUUCCCGAUUGCGAUUGCACGGCCAUCUAUUGUGACCGCGUCCUUAAAAGAGCCUAUCCCCGGCUGGGUGGACAAUCUCAACGGGCCCACCGGUUUGCUGGUCGGAGCUGGAAAGGGAGUGAUCCGCACGAUGCACUGCAACGCGGACUACAAGGCGGACGUGAUCCCCGUGGACCUCGUGGUCAACGGGUGCAUCCUGCUCGCCGCCACCACCGCCGUAGACAAGCCCAAGGAGAUCCAAGUCUGCAACAUUUCCGAGUCAGGGUUGAACCCAUUGACUUGGGGAAGAGCUAUUGAUAUGGGUCGCAAGCACGUGAAAGACUACCCGUUCUCCGUGUGUCUCUGGUACCCGGGCGGUUCGUGCAAGAGCAGCUGGCUUCAGCACCAGCUGGCUCUGUUCUUUACUCAUCUGCUGCCCGCCUACUUCAUCGAUCUGAUCAUGUAUUUGACUGGGAAUAAGACUUUCAUGGUAAAAAUCCAGAAGAAAGUCAGCAUGGGCCUCGACGUGCUUCAGUACUACACCACCAAGGAGUGGGACUUCAAGAAUGACAACUUCCUGGCGCUGAGGCAGAGGGUGUCUAAGGAGGAUGAUGAGGUGUUUUACACGGAUAUUAAGCAAAUCAACUGGGACCUAUACAUCCGCGACUACAUCAAGGGAGCCCGAGAGUUCUGCUGCAAGGAGCCCCCCGCCACGCUGCCGCAGGCGAGGAGGCUGAGCCGACAAUUGUACUACCUGGACCUAGUCACAAAGAUAAUGUUCGCAGCUUUCGCCGUGUAUUUCGUGUUCUACUACGGCAAAAUGCUACUGAGUGUAAUGUAAAUUUUUAAUCGAUAUUUUGAUGUGAUUUUAUUAAUUUAAGUAGAGCAUAGUUUUUAAUUUUACUUAUGAAUUUAAGUCAACACUUAUACCAAUCAAUAAAUUUAAAAUGUAUUUUUUAAUAAAUGUUAAUUUUAAAUGUAAAUCUA
Messenger RNA from Plutella xylostella (diamondback moth), 1837 nucleotides. Lineage: Eukaryota; Metazoa; Arthropoda; Insecta; Lepidoptera; Plutellidae. The record is from RefSeq and is a predicted model, not a curated record.